AUGGCUCGGGAUGUGGCUGAUGGUAAUAGGGGUACACCAUGGUGGUUCGAAAUAAAUGCUUCAGAGGAUUUAAUCCAAAAUUGGAUGGUCGCAGAAAGAAAAGACGAGGAGCCACGUAACGCUGACAAAUGGAACAAGGCCCAAGAGUUAAACAAGAUUACUCAAUCCGUUUCUGAUAGAAAACGGAAAAGUUUCGCUGUGGCUGAGGUUGAGAGAAAAUUUAAUACUGCUAAGGCAGCGAGAGCUGUAAAAAAGACAGAAAGAGAUCAAGCACUUCAAAAUUCAUGGGAUAGCGAGUUCGAACGCUGGAUGGAAGAGCUGAAGAUUGCAGACUCCCACGAUGGCCGAUACACAGGACCUGAUGAAGACGGUGUUUAUUGGCCCUCUCAAAGCCUUAUAAAUAUCAAUAAAGAUAUUAGCAUGAGGCAUCUCGCAAAAUGCAUGCCAAGUUUUCAGGAGCCUGGAUCUAGAGGUGUACACUGCAAGGACUGCGAAGAUGAAAAUGAAGUUGGUCGCUUCUGGGAUGAGGUUCACAGGCUUAGACUUCAAGGACAUGGAAUAUUGUACUAUUAG
This is a messenger RNA of Botrytis byssoidea, 573 nucleotides long. RefSeq lists its product as uncharacterized. The transcript has a single exon. The coding region runs from base 1 to 573 and encodes 190 amino acids. NCBI's taxonomy places the organism in Eukaryota, Fungi, Ascomycota, Leotiomycetes, Helotiales, Sclerotiniaceae. The record is from RefSeq and is a predicted model, not a curated record.